This is a messenger RNA of Aspergillus oryzae RIB40, 7401 nucleotides long. Its product is annotated as type I polyketide synthase. Gene Ontology annotation, biological process: fatty acid biosynthetic process; secondary metabolite biosynthetic process. Gene Ontology annotation, molecular function: 3-oxoacyl-[acyl-carrier-protein] synthase activity; phosphopantetheine binding; fatty acid synthase activity. Bases 1 to 7401 code for a protein of 2466 amino acids. The transcript has 3 exons. The record is from RefSeq and is a predicted model, not a curated record. Lineage: Eukaryota; Fungi; Ascomycota; Eurotiomycetes; Eurotiales; Aspergillaceae.
AUGUAUUGCAAUAUUCUUCUUGACUGUACAGGAAGGGCUUGUCUGCUUUGUUUGCCAACAUUCACGUGUGCCUGGCUCGAUAUCUCACGCACUUUGGAGGCCAUUUACUCGAAGUUCAUAGACACCAUGCCUGAGUCUAUCGCGAUAAUAGGAUACGGAUUCCGCUUUCCGGGAGGAUGUGACACGCCAUCGAAACUCUGGUCCUUGAUCAAAAGCCCCCGCGACAUAGCAAGCAACCCUCCUCCCUCCCGUUUUGACAUAGACCCCUUCUACCACCCCGUCAGCAACCACCACGGUACAACAAAUGCCACUAAGUCCUACUGGCUCGAUGACUCCCCUCGCAUAAACAUCGCCGAGUUUGACGCCGCCUUCUUCAACAUCCAAUCCAGGGAAGCCGAUGCCAUGGAUCCCCAGCAACGCGUCCUACUGGAGGUGAUCUACGACGCACUCUGUGCCGCAGGACAGCCCAUGGAACAGCUCCGCGGGUCUGACACUGCUAUCUACGUUGGCAUGAUGUGCGAUGAUUGGCAUAUGAUGCUGAGCCGCGACUGGCAAGCUCUGCCGAGAUAUACUGCUACGGGCGUGGAGAGGGGCAUCAUGGCGAACCGGGUUUCGUACUUCUUUGACUGGCAUGGGCCCAGCAUGACGAUCGACACUGCGUGUUCGAGCAGCAUGGUUGCAUUGGACUUGGCGGUACAAGCGCUCAGGAGCGGUAAGAGUAAAGUUGCAGUUGCGGCUGGGAGCAAUCUUAUUCUCAGCCCCGGUACGUACUCCUCUAUCACUAUGUAUGUCUCGGAGAGUAACCUGGGCAUGCUCUCCACGAGCGGCCGUUGCGCUAUGUGGGACAUCGCAGCAGACGGAUAUGCCCGCGGUGAAGGCGUGGCCGCUGUCAUUAUCAAGACACUGUCCCAAGCCCUGGCGGACAACGACCCAAUCCAGUGCAUUAUCCGAGAAACAGCUGUUAACCAAGAUGGUCGGAAGCCUGGUCUAACCAUGCCCAGCAGCCGUGCUCAGGCGGCCCUGAUCUCUGAGUGCUACAGGCGCGCCGGGCUCGAUCCUGCUAAUAAUAUUAAUGACCGUCCGCAGUACUGCCAUGCGCAUGGUACAGGGACUCAAGCGGGCGAUCCGCAGGAAGCUGAAGCCAUUGCGUUCGCACUGUUUCCGGUAGGGUCCCGGGCCGCUAGGGAGGCGCAUAAACUCUUAGUGGGUUCUGUCAAAACGGUUAUUUGCCACACAGAAGGGACGGCAGGCCUAGCUAGUAUUAUUAGUACUGCGUUGGCGCUGAAGAGCAAGGUUAUCCCGCCCAAUUUGCAUUUCCACACUCCAAAUCCGAGCGUGGCGCCGUUCUUGGACCAGCUGGAAAUUCCCACUACUGCGGUUGCGUGGCCGGUUGCCACUGGCCAACUGAUUAUUCUGGAUAGCUUUGGAUUUGGGGGGACAAACGCCCAUUGUAUUCUUGAGGAAUAUAUUUCCACCGGCGAACAGUCUGCCAAUUCCACCCCACAUACCCUUUUUACUCCUCUGAUAUUUUCAGCCGCAUCGAGAACCGCACUGAAACAAAUGGUCUUGGAAGCGCACACCUACCUGCGGGAUAACCCAGGUGUUAACAUGCGAGAUUUUGCAUAUACUCUACAGCACCGGCGGUCGACCCUCCCCUAUCGCACAGCCGUCGCCGCGCCGAACACUCAGGACGCAAUUGACACAUUAGCAAACGUAGGGCUCGAAGACUCCGGGGUUCGACAUGGUACAAGUCGCCAACCACCAAGAAUCCUUGGUAUUUUCACUGGCCAGGGCGCACAAUGGCCACGGAUGGGCGCCCGACUCAUCGAGACAUCUCCUUUUAUUGUCACCAGAAUCGCAGAGCUGGAUGCAGCCCUUCAGAGCCUCCCAAAUCCAGAUCACCGCCCCGGUUGGACAAUUCACGACCAGAUCGUUGCCAGCCCAGAAUCAUCGCGCUUAACUGAGGCUGCUGUGUCACAACCUCUCUGUCUGGCCGUGCAGAUCAUCAUUGUGGAUAUUCUUCGCGCUGCUGGUAUCUCUCUGUGCGGCGUUGUUGGGCAUUCCUCUGGCGAGAUCGGUGCUGCAUACGCCGCAGGCUUUCUAUCUGCAACAGAUGCGAUCCGCAUUGCCUAUCUUCGUGGUAUGCACGCCAAUAAAGCCGCCAGCCCUAAUUCUCGCGUAUCGUGCGGUGCUAUGAUAGCGGUAGGUAUCCCAGCAGCGGAGGCGAAGAGGUUUUGCAAGGCCCAAUUCGCUGGAAGGUUAGAGAUUGCUGCAGAGAAUUGCGCCUCUAGCGUCACGCUUAGCGGCGACGAGGAUGCGGCCCUCGAAGCGAUACAAUUCUUUCAUAUGCAGGGGGUCUUUGCGCGUCUGCUGAAGAUUAACACAGCCUACCACAGCUGCCAUAUGGCCCCUUGCGCUAGCCCGUACCUGGCUUCACUGGAUGCCUGCGGGAUUGAGCCUUGUCAGCAAGGAAAUACAAAACACCCUGUCUGGUUUUCAACGGUCUUCGAGGGCCAGACAAUGACUGCUAGUUCCGUCGCAAACCAAUACUGGGUGGACAAUAUGUGUAAACCGGUCCUGUUCGGGGGUGGUCUUGCGCGCGCGGUAGAGCAAAUUGGUCCGUUUGAUUUGGUCAUCGAGAUUGGUCCGCACCCGGCGCUGAAAGGCCCAGCCUCAUCCCUACUGAAUUGCGUACGCGAGAUGCCAUAUAUCAGCCUGCUGCGCCGAGGCACAGACGACGUACACGCUCUAUGUUCUGCACUGGGCUAUAUAUGGGCCCAGCUGGGCCCGAACAGCGUUCAAUUUGCUGAGGUAGAUAUGUUGCUAUCUAGUACUACGCGGAGCCCAGUCAUGCUUUCGGACUUGCCACCUUAUCCAUUCGACCAUGGGCGAAAUUACUGGCACCAUAGCCGCCUUAGCGAUCACUUCCGGCCUAGAACCCAGAUACAUCUGUCAAACCCUAUACUCGGUUUCCGUUGCUUGGAAGCAGCGACUCCUGGUUCUUUCCAAUGGCGCAACAUACUCCAGCCAACUGAAAUAGGCUGGCUCAGUGGCCACCAACUACAAGGACAGAUAGUCUUUCCUGCUAUGGGGUAUGUCAGCAUGUCUGUUGAAGCCAUACAACUCGUGCUCGCCGAUAUUCGGCCAAAUGACUCCAUACGACUUUUCAGACUGACCGAUCUGGAAAUCAGCCGGGCGAUAGUUUUCAAUACCGACGAUGCAGCUAUAGAGACAAUUUUUAGUCUUUUCCUGAUCGCCAAAACAGAAUACUCUGUUCGUGCUGAGUGGAGGUGCUACUCGAGUACUAGCUCAAGCAGCAUGACACUCAACGCCAAAGGCUGCGUGUCUGCGCAGUUUGGCAGUCCCAGUGCUGAAGCUCUACCCUUCAAGACAACUGAAUCAUUCGGCCUGGUUUCAGUGAAGGAUGCGGAUUUUUACUCCAAUCUCUCUCACCUAGGGUACAAUUAUGCACCGCCGUUCCGCGGCGUGUCUAGCAUUCGACGCAAACCCAAAUACAGCGUGAGCACGGUUGUAGACCAAUCAGCCUCCAGAUGGGAAGACAACCUUACUCUCCAUCCGGGAAUGCUCGACUCCGCCUUGCAGACAAUUUUCGCGGCCUGGUCCUACCCUGGUGAUACGCAGUUAUGGUCGCUCCAUGCCCCCGUUUCCGUGGCUUCCAUUGUCAUCAAUCCCUACUUUAGUGCACUUGGGCCGGGUGGGAAGCAGCGGUAUCUGUGCUCCGAGACCCUCAUCCAUUGGAAAAAGCCAACUGAUGUGCUUGCUGACGUUGCCAUGCGUACUGCUGAUGCGGAAUAUGCAUUCUUGGAGUUUGAUGGGGUCAAGCUCAUUCCUAUCUCUCCUGCAGCCUCGGAAGACGACAGGGCUAUUUUUUCGCGCUUCAAAUAUGCAUCGGCAGUCCCUGAUACACAGCUUGUCAGUACUAGCGGAAGACUUUUGAUGCCUAGAGAUGGUUGCCCACUGUCGAGAGACACCGGUGAGUUUGACUUGGUGGGUUCACCUUCUAAGAGGGUUUCAGCCUGUCCCAUUGAUGACUGUGCUGGUCGUAUCGUCUUGGCUAUCUCUCACAGGUACCCUCAAGCUGAUAUAUGUGAAAUAUGCGGAGAAACGGGCGCUACGCCCUCAGCGGUGUUGAAAGCCUUGGAUGGGCGAUAUGGCUCGUAUACGUUCACUGAUGUCUCCUGCGAUUUUGCUAAAAGUGCCAAAGAGCGCUUCCACCGGGAGACGCGUCCUAUGAGCUUCAAGGCCUUUGACGUGGAACGUGAUCCACAGAGCCAGGGCUUUCCUGAGUGCUCUUAUGAUGUUAUUAUAGCUUUGAAUAUUCGCUCCGGCUUAGGAGGUGUUGGGGGACCAUUAUCCAACAUUCGCCGUUUAUUGAAGCCUGGUGGUUUCCUCAUUGCCUCUGGAGGGACAUCCGUCAAGUCUCCAGCUGUAGAAAUGGCGGCUAUUGGCACGAUGUCCGAGUGGUCUAGCGGUACUCGAAGCGCCCGGUCCGGAGGACCACUUUUGACUCUGGCCCAGUGGGACACAGUCCUGAAGAUGACUGGGUUCUCGGGAAUCGACACUGCCUCUACAGAGAUAAAGGCAUCCCAGCGGGCGGAUAUAAUUGUUUCCCAGGCUGUUGAUUACCGCAUUAGCUGGUUGCGUGACCCGCUAUCGUUUGAGCAAAUGCCCCCGGGUGUGCGAAUAGGUACGCUCGCCAUCAUCGGGGGGACGACGUGGCCGGUGCACAAGCUUGUCCAGGACAUACUUAAACUCGUGGCAGGCCGGUUUCGAGAUACACUGGCGUUUGAUACGAUCGAGGAAUAUGCAGUGUCUGAGCUGGCUCGCUCGGUGGCUGGCCCUGGCGGCGUCAGUAUACUCUCUCUGACAGACCUUGACCGUCCUUACCUUGAAGAAAUGACAGGGGAAAAGUUCGAGGCGCUCAAGGCAUGUACCAGCGCACGGACCCUACUUUGGGUUACGUGCGGGUCACUGGAGGAUAGGCCUUAUAGCUACAUGAUGACAGGCAUCACUCGAACCAUCAAGUCAGAGAACCCAGCGAUGCAUGUUCAGAUGUACGACCUGGAUCCCAACCUAGCCAGCUGCAUCCAACCUACCACGGCGGUAGACCUAGCCAACAGCUUGCUUCAACAGAUCACCCUUCAUAGCUGGGGUAAUGACGCGUCGCUAUUGUGGACGGCAGAGCCCGAGGUAUAUAUCCGAGAUGGACGGCAGCUCAUCCCGCGGUUGGUUCCAGAUCAUGAGAAAAACGACAGAUAUAAUUCCCAAUACAAGUCUCUUCUGACGACUGUCGAUCCGUCCAACGCGAGGUUAGAGCUCGCAGCUGGGGAUGGCGGCAUGCUUGAGUUGCGCCAGUUGUCACCUUUGCAAUUGCUGCCGGGUCCCUCGACCGAAUGCCGAACCUUGCGUGUCACCCAUUCUGUUCUCCAGGCUGUGUUUGUAGGAUCUGCGGGCUUUCUUCGAGUGUGUAUCGGAAUCGACAUGAGCGCUGGCGAGACAGUGUUGGCUUUGUCGACGUGUGAGACAUCGCCUACCAGAGUGCCUGCUACGUGGUGCAUUCCUUUUGCAACGCCACCCACGCCAGUAGCCCUUGUGGAUGUGGCUGCGAACCUCAUUGCUACCCGUAUUUUCAGUUUUACUUGCUGGAAUGGAGCUCUCAUGAUUUAUGGGUCCGAUGCAGCGUUGCAGCGAGCGAUCCAGUCUAGGGCGUCUGACAACAACGUGCAUGUUGUUUUCACUACAACGAACGCCUGCCAGAAACACAUGCAAUCGCCACUCUCCGUGCGUGGGAAGCCUACGGUUCCAAAUAAUACCACUCUCUUCGUCAAUUUCGUGGAGGGUGUAAUCCCGGAAGUCGUUGAAUGCCUCCCUCCCGCCUGCCUCAGGCUGGACAAAGCAGCACUGGUCAGCCACACGGCCGAGAAAGAGGUUGAUGCUGCGGAAAUAGCACAUGUAUCAGACCUUCUACAGCAGGCAGUUAGUAGUAUCCCGUCUACAUCCUUGUCAAUGGAAUGCAUUCCGCUUAGUGAAGCUUCCUCAUGUGAUCCACUUCAGAAACCGCUUUCUGUCGUGGACUGGAAUGCUACUGCCGCUGUUUCAGCCAGAGUUCAGCCAAUUGAUACCGGUACCCUCUUUCGUGCCGAUAGGACAUAUCUCUUUGUCGGUAUGGCGAGUGAACUGGGACAGUCCCUUGCGGGCUGGAUGAUCGCACAUGGAGCGCGGCACAUCGUCCUCAGCAGCCGCACACCCAAGCUUCAGCCUAAGUUUGUGGAGGAGAUGCAUGACAAAUACAGUGCAAAUGUCACUGCAAUUGCACUAGACAUUACCUCUCGGACAUCACUCUACUCCGUCCACGCCAUGAUGCAGGCCACACUACCCCCAAUCGCCGGUAUCCUGAAUGGAGCUAUGGUCCUUCAAGACGCGCUCUUCACCAGCAUGACCCACGAGCAGUUUGACGCAGCAACGAUGCCCAAAGUCCAAGGCACAGUGCUCCUUGACGAGCUAUUCUACAGCGACACAUCACUCGACUUUUUCAUCGUCGCCUCCAGCAUCUCCUCCGUCAUAGGCUGGAGCGGCCAGGCCAACUACUCCGCCGCCAACCAGUUCAUGACCGCGCUCGUCACGCAAAGACGCAACCGCGGCGUUGCCGGGUCUACAAUGAACAUUCCCGCAAUUCUCGGUAUUGGGCACGCCGCCCGCUCGGGAACCUUCGAUUUCGCCUACUUCCAGUCCUUGGGUCAUGUCAAUAUCGGGGAAGAGGACUUGCACACCCUCUUCGCCGAAGCUAUAUUAUCCGGACGCCCGUGUCCCUUGCGCGCGUCGUAUGGCACCACGCAGGUUGUUAUGGGGAUAGAUUAUAUCACCGCGGCCGCGAAUCUGAAUAGCCCACUGACGCACCGCCGCGACGUGAAAUUCGCUCACUUCAUCACGCCUGAUACCCAAGCUGGUCGAGCGCAUCUCGCUAACGAGGCUCAUCCCACUAAGCAACUCCGUGUCCAGCUUCAAUCUCACAUACCCAGAGAGCCAACGACAACAUACACCGUUGUCUGCAACUCCUUCGUCAAGCAUCUAAAACGCGUUCUGCGUCUCCCACCAGACCACCUGAUCGACGAGUCCAUCCCUCUGAACGAACAAGGCGUCGACUCCCUUGUCGCAAUGGAUAUUCGCGCGUGGUUCCUCAGCGAGCUAGAGGUAGACUCCCCGACCCUGCUAAUUAUGGGCGGGGGGGCCGUUUCGGAUUUGGUAUGGAUGGCGGUGGAGCGAGUGCAUGGUGAUGACCGGGAAGAGUGCGCAUCCGGAGAUCAAACUGGUUUUUCGAAUAAGUUGUCCACACCUAGUCCCAGGUCGCCCUCUAGUCUAGAAAGGGGCAGCGAGAAGUAA